Messenger RNA from Chaetomium strumarium, 1182 nucleotides. RefSeq lists its product as uncharacterized. Bases 288 to 1118 code for a protein of 276 amino acids. Gene Ontology annotation, cellular component: cytoplasm. Lineage: Eukaryota; Fungi; Ascomycota; Sordariomycetes; Sordariales; Chaetomiaceae. The record is from RefSeq and is a predicted model, not a curated record. The transcript has 3 exons.
CAAAACUCUGUCCUACUAGUGUGCAAUUUCGGGCCGAGAACUCGGCGAGUCGGCGUCGGUCCCACCAAAGCCGGCCUCGGAGAUAACAGCCCCGCAAUCCCUUGUCUGCCUACAGCUUAUGCCGGCCGGUCGACACAAGCCGACUUACACCUCCGAGUCAUAAAAUAAGUAUACAAUAGCGUCGAUGCCUCAACCACUUCCACACACUCGACAACCGCUUCUUUCGUCCUUUUUUAACCACCUAACCCCUCCCGUAAACCACGCAGUCGCUAGGAAGGAUAACAAAAAUGUCGCCGAAGCCCACCGCUGCAACACCAACCCUGACCCUCUUCCGCGGCUUCCCGCAACACGACCGCUACACCCCAUCGCCCUUCAUCAACAAACUCGAGACCCGUCUGCGCAUAGGCGGGAUUGCCUACCAGGUAGGCGUGGGCUCGCCCUUCACCGCGCCGCGCGGGAAAAUGCCAUACAUCGAGCUCCAGGACGCAGACAACGUCAACAGCAGUACCAGCCCCACGCCGCCCACAAAGCUAGGCGACACGGCACUGAUCACCCGCAAAUUGGUCGAGGAUGGGCACUUGGAAGAUCUCAAUGCGCGGCUGACUCCAACGCAGAGGGCGGCAGAUCUGGCGGUGCGGGCGUUAUUAGAGGAUAAACUCUAUUUCUUUCAGGGCCGCGAGCGGUGGGUAGACAACUACCACACGAUGCGGGACACGGUGCUCGCCUCGAUCCCGUACCCGCUCCGGCUGGUGAUUGGCCUGCUGGCCUACCGCAAACAUGCACGCACCCUGGACGGACAGGGCGUGCUACGUUUCAGCAAGGAAGAAGCUGCGGCAAUGCGGCUCGAGAUCUGGGAGAGCGUCAACGCCAUGCUUGUCGAGUCUCGCGCCCACGCCGCUAAUAAUAAGGCGGGCAACACUUCCGGCCCAUUCUGGGUCCUCGGCGGCGAGAGCCCGACCGAGGCGGACCCGGUUGUGUUUGGGUUUGUUGCUGCAGCUCUUGAUUGCAGGAUGGCUCCGGAGACUGAAAAGAUUGUUCGCGGUUUUCCUGUUGUGGUAGAGUAUGCGAAGAGGAUACACGAUAGAUACUUCAGUGACUUCAAGUGUUGGCGGGAUUAGACUUAGACCGAGGGCUGCCACAGCAAAAAUCGUCGUCUAAUACGUUUCUUGUUCUUUCUAGCAA